AUGCAUGUAUUAGUUCUUUUGGCUUCUUGCUUGCAUUUCGCCUCCACCAAGAUUCAUCACCUUACCUUAAGGGGAGAUGCUCGCAGAAAUAUUCCGCUGACGAGUUUCGGUUAUGCAGAAGGUGGCACGUUUGAUCUCGUACUCAUCAAUUUCACGGUUCCGGAAACAAUCCUCGAGAAAGUCGAUUCUAGAGAGAACGCUGACAAAUCGGGCGUGAUCGGGUUUUCAUUGUCUCGUGGUAAUUCAAUCGCCUCAGGAGUUGGAUCCAAUCCUCAUGUUUGUCAACUACAGCAGACCGAUCAGGGUUUCGAUGCCCUCUUCUUCUUCGCGGAUCUUCCCCAGAAACGUUUGCGUGUAUUUCGAUCGGGAGCUGGAAAGUAUAUCCAUCUCUGUUCGUCCCACGAAGAAUGUGCCAGGGACGCAAAUGUUGCGGAGCCGGUGAAUGAUGAUGUAGAUAACGGUUCACCUCUGCCUCCGGUACGAACCCGUCGUGACGGCGAGGGAUGGCUGGACAAGUUCAAACGAAUUCUUUCUGGUGGAGACUCGGGUAAACCAUAUAAGGAUUUUGUACCUUUGGAGCAAAAGGAUUUAUUGUACUCUGCCAAUAUAUCCAUUCGUUUUCCCUACGAUUUACGCGGAAACUAUCACUUCAUCUAUCACAACUGCUUUAACUAUCGUGCCCAUGGAUACAGUGACCGAGUCGCGGUCGAUUUUACGGUAUGGAUCGUCGAACGAAAUGUUGGCUCGUUCCUUUCCGCUGGAGAUAUACCAAAACCUCAACUGUUCAUAUACGUUUCACUUGCCUUUGUUCUUUCCGCUGCGCUUUGGUGUAGAUUAUUGUGUUUAUCCAGCCAUGCCAAUGUCUAUCGAGUACAUGGUUUAAUGACAGCUCUGAUUUUUCUGAAAGCUGCAUCACUUUUCUUCCAUGGAGUUAACUACUUUUUCGUUAGUAAAUAUGGGCAACAGAGUGAGAUCUGGGCAGUUGUUUAUUACAUCACUCACUUGCUGAAAGGUGCUCUUCUCUUUGGUACUAUUAUACUGAUUGGAACGGGAUACACGUUCUUCAAAAACUUCCUCACAGAACGUGACAGAAAAGUUUUUAUGGUGGUCUUGCCCCUUCAGAUCGUCGACAACAUCGCCAUGGUGAUACUGGAAGAAAGCGAGUUUGGUCAGCAAGGGUACCAGUUAUGGUUUGAAAUGUUUGUCUUCAUCGACAUGGUCUGCUGUUUCCUGAUAAUAUUCCCUAUAAUUUGGUCUAUGCACCAUUUGUCCGAAGGUGCGCGAAGCGAUGGUAAAGCUGCAUUCAAUCUCGAAAAACUUCGUCUCUUCCGUCAUUUCUAUAUGAUUGUUAUAUCGUAUGUCUAUCUUACAAGAGUUAUGAAACUGCUUCUACAGUAUGCGCUUCCGUUCGAUCAAGAAUGGAUCACCGAUGCUGUCGUUGAACUAUCUACUCUUAUAUUUUUCAUUCUCGUGGGGAUUCUUUUCCGUCCACAACCUGCCAAUCCUUACCUGAAGCUGAACCAGGACAUUGAUGACACGGAGGAUAUUUCGUAA
Haemonchus placei is the source of this 1554-nucleotide messenger RNA. The record is from the annotation of a GenBank genome assembly. Lineage: Eukaryota; Metazoa; Nematoda; Chromadorea; Rhabditida; Trichostrongylidae.